CGGCGACUCGCGCCGUCGAUGUUUACGGAGAGCGCCUCGACGCCGAGACCCGCGGCCGAGCCAGACGGAGAGAAAGGGAGAGGGCGAAAGGGGGAGAGAGAGAGAGAGAGAUCUCGCCGCGAUCGAUUCGCCGUUCGUCGCCGCCGCUGUGAUUCAACCGUGCCGUCUCUCCGGACUCUGCGCGCUACUAUCCGCGUGGACCCCCGCGGCCGCGUGACUUCGGACGCGCACGACGACGUGGCUCGAAAACCGAAAGUGUGGUGUGCUCGCGCUCGCGCGCUCGUUUUCGUUUCGGCAGGCGAGAAUGAAAAAAUGCGCCGCGCUGGAGUCUCGUUCCCGCGGACGAGUUCGCUCCUGCCCCCUUCCUCCGGAGAACAAUUACUACGACGGGGAGUCGACGAAAUUCUCGCCCGGCGUCCCCCCCAAAGACAAUCGAUACGUCCUCGGGGGGGGAUUUACCGUCGCCGUGUCCCGCUCCGACGACACCGCUUUUGUCGGGCCCUCGGCUGAUUUGCGCACGGCCGAUCGACGCGCGGCUUCAAUCGAGAGGAAUUCUGGCCUUUCUUCAACGACGACUCCGAACGGCACGGGAUCGGGUCGUAAAACUCUCCCCGUUUGUCUGGCCCUCCCUCGAGACCCUGCACACACAGUGAAACGGCUCGGAAAACGUGGCAUUCAGCUGUGAACGUUACGGAAAUAUACAACCGGCUUUUCGAUAUCAAAAACGCAAUGUUUAACCACGACGGAGGGUCUAAACUAAACAGUGACGACGCAAAAUCAACAAUUAUCGAGUUAUUUCCAUGGGUCUCAGAAUUUAAGAAAAUGUGCAAAUGUAUAUACGCAGACAAGAGUAUGGCUUCUUUGGCAGAGCUUAUGCAGUACUAUAUCAGAAAUGUAAGUAUCAGUGUGAAUGAAUGUUAUACAAGGCCUUUACGAGCAGCAAAGUUGAAGGAUUCUAUUAGUGAAACCUUACUUUUGUUCUUAUAUAUCUAUCGCGAGCUUUCUGAGGACCGUAAUAUAUCUAUUUACUUAAAUAACAUGUCCGAUUUAUUGGCAUUGUACAUAGAUAUGGAAUUAAAAGCUUCAAAAAAGAGUAAAGAAGAUCAUAGCAGAAUUUGUACAAGACUUACUUCUUGUCUUUAUGUAUAUUUAGAACAUUCCACAGAGCAUUUGUUAGAUACUUUGAUAAAAACGCAAUUUAUGUGCCGGGGUUAUCACCGUAUUUUAGAUCCGAUAAUAACAAAAGUAAUUAAAAAUAUUCCAACGUAUCCCGAAUCAAAUAUUAUGUACAUUCGUUAUCUUCUUAUUUAUUGUCUUUGGAGAAAGAUAAAUAGCGAUAUAAGCGUGAGAAGUCAAAUUACUACAACCGCAAUUGCCUCUCUGGGAGCACCACCAGCGGCUUUCCCACCAUGCGUGUUAGAAGAUGUAUUACCGAAAGUGCCAAAGUGUCAACCAAAUUCAGCAAAAUAUCUGAUGCAGCAGAAAUUUGACAUAAGAAAAUGCUGUGAAUUAUUUAUACAGUUCUGUAGAGAGAGCAGAGGAGGUACAUGGCAGCAAAAAAGUGAAAAUACAUCUACAAUUCCAAGCUCAUCCAAGAGGACUACUUCACAACUGCUGGAAGUUACAUCACGCGAAAAUAUGGAACGUAUCGAAAAUAAAUUUGUCUCCUCAGAUAAAGAUAUGAAAAAAGAUUCCGUUUUGUCAAAUAACUUAAAGUCUUCAAAUUUAACAGAACAAAUAAACGUUAAACCUCUAGGCACAAUUUCUACAAAUAUUUCUGUAACACGAACUAUCUCUAAAUCGAUGAAACUGAAAGUGCUUCCACGGAAGAAGGCUAAAAAAUCUAAUAAAAUUGUAAUAAUCGAUCUUACAACCGAUAUCGCUUCUGAACGAUGUAUAAAAAAGAGGAAAUCGAGAAAAGUUGCAUGGCUCGAAGAAGCUAAGAAGAAAUUUGAUACAAAGGCGAUAAGGGCGUCACAGAAGAUUAAGACUCAACAAAUGACGGAAAAUGUAAAUUUUUUGAAGAAAAUAACUGUUAACCAGCCAUUGGAAGAUUCGCUUCAACCCAUACAUGCCACAGAAAAUACAACUUUGAAGAAUGAUUUGAGUGCGUCUGCAAUACAGGAUAUGAAGUUGAAUAACGAAAAACUGAAAUCCAUGCAACAUCUUGAUACAAAGCAUAAAAAUACGUCAGUCAAUGGUAACACAGUACCUACAAAACAAUUGAUAGACAUGAAUAGCAAUGGCAAAAGUGAAACUGUUGGGUUGCUGCACUGCACAGUCUCUUCUUCUGUAAUCGUUGAUAGACCACAGUCUAAUAAAGCUAAAACUUGUAGAAAUUCGUUAUUGGAUAUUUCAAAUAACGCUAAUGAAGUUAGCAAACGUCAUGAUGUUAAUUUGGAAGCAAGGAAUAAUGAGAGAAUAAACGAUAGGCAUAAUGCACAGACUGUGAUUAAACGACUGAUAGAAAAAGACACUCCGCCUGAAAGUGAAACCUGUAAAAGAGUUGAAAGUUUAAGGAAAAUCUGUGAUUUAGGAACAGAGCACUCUAAAACUGUAAAUACUCCUUCGAUAUGUGCCCAAGAUGAUUCCAAAGAUGAAGAUGAUAGCUCUAAUCAUAAUACUAACUAUCUUAGUACAACUAAAGAUAAGUUAUCCCCGCAUGUAAUUUCAUCUCUGGAGCACACACAUCGCAGAAAUAAGACAAAGGAUGGGACAAAUGACGAGAGAAUAGAAGAUUUGGGUAAGAAACGUGUUCAGGAAGCGAUAAGUAAUGAAACGCAGUGCUUGAAGUCAACCAGAAUUGAUAGCGAAUUAAGUAAAGAGAAAUUUGCGGUUUCUACGACAGCAGCUGAAACUCGUACUACAACAACGGUGAGUAAUGUGGAGAUAUUAAUAAAUAAUGCAACGGAAUCUGAGCGGUUGCAACGAUCGUGCAUCACUGAAAGCAUAAGGCACUCACAGGAAUCUGAAUCUCAAGAUAAAUAUGUAUCAACAAGCCACGAUGUUGCAAAUAAUACUGUAAGUAUUAGCCUAACGAACGGAGACCAUUCUAAUGUACAAACAGAUUUAAAAGUUGGUACUUGCAUCGAAGUAAGCGAUGGCGUAAGCAGAUUCUCUAAUCGUAAAAUCAGAGAGACUAUUUUUGAAAAUCACACAGCUGAUAAGAAAAAUAUUUCUGAUAUUCUCGACAUGUCACUGUGUUCAAAAGAGGAAGGAGUCAAUGGUGAGGAAAAUAUCGGCUUGAAAGCAAAUUAUAAAGGAAGCGCAGAAGUCGAAUCUAACAGGAACUGCAGUAGAGAAGGUAACAUGGAGGAACUGGGAAGAUCUUCUGUACUGUGCAAGAAGGUUGACCAAACGCACGAUCACAGAUCGUCGAAAGAAUCGUACAAUAUGUCACAUGCGAAAGGUAUUCAGGAUUCAUCGGAGGACAAAUGUAUCAUUCAGGAUUCGGAAUUGCACGAUAAUAUAGACGGGCUUUCGUUAUUAGCCAACGUUAUCGCGAGUCAGCACGUGUCUCAUCUGAAAACCGAACGCGAGUUAAAAUACGAACAAAUCAAAGUCAAGGAUUACGCGUCGUUAAGAAGCUCUCCUUAUAAUCAAACUACGGAUGACGAAGCUGAUACCAAUGACUCAUCGAAUACCGUUUCUCAAAUUUUGGAGAAUCCAACCGCUGAAGUCAUCAAUAGAAUAGUCGGGAUUUAUCCAGAGGACGCGUUGGACAAAGUAGCGCUUCACGUUGAGGUGACAUCGACAACUGAUCCCGACGACCGCGAAAACGACACGAGCAAUAGCGUUUCGCAUAUUGUCGAGACUACUAUUAAUUACGAGACAGACACAAUAUCCAACAAUUUGAGCAUGGUGGAAAACAAUGUGCAGUCAAUAAAGGAGAAUACGAACGUUAUAUUAAACGGCGAAACGGUCGUGCUCUUACAAAAGUCUCCCAAUAGUAAUUUAUACAUCAUCAAUAAAGCGGUGGAAAAUGCACGAGAUCAUAAUAGCGACGACGAGGGCUGUCCGAUUAAAGAAAAGAGCUGGAUGAUUCCACCGGAAGAUUGCGCCUCGUUUGAAGUUGUUAACACGUCGGAGCAUAUUUCGUUUAACUUGGAUCUGCCGCAAUACAACAAGGAAUUAUCGUGCCAAGAAAAUAAAUAUUCCGUCGUAAGGAACAAGGGUAUAAAAAUCGAGCCCGAGGAGGAAAGCAGCUUAAUGAGCAUCACGGAAAUGAAAUCAUACGGUAAGAAGGGUUCGUUGUCGGCUGACGUGUUAUCGGCGACAUCGCAGAUCUAUCAGGACACGAACAUUGCGAACGUGAGCAUCAGCAAGUCGGUCGAUAAACGAAAAUCCAAGUCCAUUCUCACGUACAGGCAGAACAUCAAGCAGGAGUUCAGCAAUCAUAUUACGCCGAAUUGUGGAAUACAAGGGUGCAACGGAAUACAUUCGCAUCCGCACGAAGUGAUUGACCCGCAACAUUCGUUACAUAUUCCGGUCACCCAUCCGACGACAAUACCUUCGAUUUACGGGAACUGCGCUGCCGGCACGGAUCUGUGUAUGCCGUAUCAUAAGCAUUGCACCUCCGUGUCGUGUAGUUUACAGAUUAAUUCUACUACUUCGCUCCAUUCCCACACGAAAUCCGCCAAUUCAUGCGGAAGAUCGCACUGCUCAUGUCUAAAUUGUACGUACGACAUAGUCACGCAUUGUAGACAGUGUAUACACCCUGCCACAGACUCCCACGUGUCUUGCAUUGAAAGUAACUCUUAUUUUUUGCCCACACAUUCAUCAGUACAAACAUCCGCCGUCCAAGAGCACGAUAGGACAAAAAGCGAAGCGGUAAUAAGUAAAUUGUAUGACGAUCAAAUAUUGUGUAAAAGAGUACUACAAAAUAAUACGUUGGAGAAGCUGGAUGUGCCGUGCGAGCCGGACAAGUUAUUCAAGAAGGAUAUGGAGAACAAGUUGCCGCUGAAGAAGAGACUGAAGGCUCACGCCAUGAUGUCGAUGGCAUACGAGAAGGUACCCAUCAAGACGGAGAAGUUGGAUAACUAUCCCGGAACUCCCAUGAUGUCCAUAGCAGCCUUAGAAACGAUAGACGGCACACAGAAACAUCCGACGCAAAUCAUUAAAUCAUACGAAUUGUCUCCUAACGAAGAGGAUAAUCCACACGGCAGCUAUCACUUCAACUCGAAUAUAAUGCGAAGGGAUUACUACAAAGAUAUGCACAUUUCUAAUACACGUCAUAAUCUUACGAAAGAAAGUACAAGAAAUCACGAGCGCCAAUUUCGACCGAAUGGUGAUCAGCCUAACGCAGUGUGCCUAGAAAGUUGUCAGGACAGGACACCUGCGCAGCGCAGAGACGUCACGAAUCCAACAUCUCUGAAACGUAUAGCGACGGAGACGAUCGAGCAGGAUGGCGCGUGUAAAAAGGCGAAAAAAACGCAGUCGUCUAUUAGACAAACGAGAAGCUCAAAAAGAAACGUUCCUAAGGUAAAUUAUUGUUACACCGAUGUUGAUCCAGAAUGGAAUCCGUCCGGUGAGUCAAAACGAAGACGUAAGAAGACUAGUCGAUGAUCAAUACUAUUUCAUUACGAGAAGUCACUGCUGUAAAGAAAUGAAGGAGAAAAAGGAAGCAACCUGCAUAGAGGACAAAUGUGUUCUUCAAGCUGUGGCACUGUAAAUUUGUAAAUAUAUGUACAAAGCGGAAGCGAAAAUAACUCGUCCUAGGAAGAUUUAGAGAUAGAUCGUUCAGCAGCGUGUUCAAGAUUAGCGUCAGCGAAGAGUUACAUUAGUUACAUGGAAGACUCCUGCAUAAAAUAUUUUUGAUGUUUGGUUAGAUAUCGCUAGAAGCAAGUUGUAGAGAAUUUUAUUCCGUUAAAACACAGUUUAGAUGCGUAAACAUCGGCAUCUUAGAAUUUUAUGAUAUAACUAUAAUAUUAAGAUAUUAAACGUAAAAUAUUUAUAUGUUUUAAAAUUUAAUUUUUAAUUAAUUAGCUCUUGACGAUAUUUUAUUUCGUCUGAUAAUAGUUUACUAUUUAACUUUUCUGACAUCCAUUGGAUCAAUUAUUUUAAAUACCUUUAUAUUGAAUAAAAUAUUUCUUGUUCUUGAAUUUCAUUCUUCGUUAUCUAAAGUAGCACUAUUGUAUGCUAAUAGCUAAAAAUUUAGUUUACGCUCUUGUUGCACCACCUAUUUUAAAAAAGCAAAUGUUAACGUGUAAUAAUUAUUUGUUACGAAAUUAUGACAUUUCUUUACUAAAUGUCUUCGAAGUACUAAAGCAAAUGAUAAUGACAUUUGCAAGCGCUUUUAUUGUUAGUAUAAUACGAACAAGAAAAACUUUAGCAGUAUAUUUAAUACUGCUAUGUUGUUGAUUGUGUUUUUCGCGAAUUAAAUAGCCUUAUUUUUGGCUACUGCCAUAACUGGAUGUGUCUAAACUGUGGUUUAAACAUCGUCUCUCUCUCUCUCUACUCCUUGCGAUAUUGUAAAUGAUAUAAGGCUUUGUAAGAUAACAUUUAAAUUCUAAUGUUUUUCUAUUGUCAUGGUUGCAGCGACGUUUGUCGCAAACUAUAAUUUUCUUAAGCAUGAAAUUUUCUUAAAUUCUUGUAAAGUAAGAUUCAAGUUUCUGUACAGUUUUUUCCGUAUAAAUAUGUAUAUAUAUGUAUGUACAUACAUAAUUAUGCCAAACAGAAACUUAUUUGGUGGAAACGUAUCUUGAAGUAAUAUCAUUCUUAAGGUUCCUGAAGAACACAAAUUUAGAUUCAGGAAUGUAAUGCGACCAGGUUGACGAUUGAAAGUUAAAAGUGUAUAAAGUCUAAGAAUACAAAUUCAUUGAACACAAGCAGGAUACACGACGUAUCAGGAGCAUGUUUGCAUAGAUUAAUUACCCGCUUAUACUUGAGUAACUUUGGGCAAGUGUUUAAUGCGAGCACAUAAUGUCAAUAAAUUCGCCAAAUGGUGCAAAAUUAUUUGUAUUGCCGUACAAUUAUAAAAACUGGAAAUGUUUAAUUUCUUCCACUUUACAAUCUGUCCUCUUAUUAUAUAUAGAGAUGCAGCCCUAUAUUAUAUCAAGAAGAAAAGCUAUUAUUUAAUAUAAACUUAUAUACAUACAGGUACCUAUCAAAAUAAGUAGAAUAGUUAGUCAGCCGAUUCGUACGAUAACAAGAAACUUCAGGUCCCGUUAAAAGAAAAGAAGAGAUAGUAUGCUACGUGAUUGAAAGUAAUCCAUAUAUUUUUCUUGUAAUACAAAUGUCCAUCUUUCGUUAAAACGCGAGCUGCGCGAGGGCUACACGAGCUACGUAUUCUAAAAAAUAAAAAUGACCUAAUCGAGCUUGAUAAAUAAAAUGAAACUGAGGCAUGCAAGGAAAAAUGCACAAUUUAGAUAUCGAUAGUUACCAAGAUAGAAAAGCUUUACAACUAGCAAGCAUCAUAUAGCUUGUUCCUAUGUAAUUGUUUAGUAUUUCAGUUCAUAUGUCUGGAAUCUUACUUUAAGAACCGAUUAACAUUAAUAUAUGGCAUUUAAUUAAAUUAUAUUAAAUUUAACAUGAAUUUUAUAAGGUAAAUUUUUAAGAAUGAUGUAAUUUUUUAAAUGCUGUAUAUUACAUGGUAAAUGGUUCUUAUGGGAAAAAUUGCUCAUGCUCAUUCAAUUCUAUAUUUAUAUCUUAUGUUAAUGGUGUCAGAGUAUCUAUUACUAUUAAACUGUUUUUUUUUUGUUAUAACGUGUAUCUGAUCUGAACAAAUUAAGUCACAUUGCAGCCCCUGUGUUAAACCUGAACCAGUCAGCGUCACUAUAUUCUAAUACGAAUGUCCUAACUACGUUUAAUUAUUUCGAGAUAGAUUUGGUUCCAAGUAAUGCAUAACUUCAGUGCCAUAUCCCUAUACCUGAUCUCACAACUGUGAUCAUUAGCUAAGCAGUAGCUAAGAUUUUGUUGUACAAAAAGGAAAUGUACCUUGUUAAGUAGUCUAUUCGAUAGAUUACUUGUCACUGUCACACUUGUCAUUGUUGUACAUUUAUUCGUCUUCGUAAAAAUGAUUGUAGUUAGAGAAUUUGUUUAAUUGUAGACUGCUGUACCUCUUACGUUAACUGUUUUUUCUUACUUUUCAACUAUUUCAACUAGAUUUUAAACUAUAUUUCCCAUACUUGACUGAAAGGCGCGUCUUUUUCAUUAUCGAUAAUGAUUCUUAUUGUUACUAUUUAUUUAUUAAUUUACAAUGCGAUAAGUCUGAUAGGCUUAAGUUUAACACAAAUAAAUUUAUAAGUUACUAUAGCUAUAAAUAAUUAGUUCAUCAAAAUUGCCAAAAGUCUUCAUACAUAUGGAUCGAAUAUAAAUAGAUCAUUAAUCAUAAAUAAAUUAUUGUACGCAUAAAGCAUUUAUUAAGGAAAGUCUGACGUCUAAACAUUAAUCAAGUUAGUAUAGUAAAGUACUUUACAUCAGAUGCCUCAUUAAUUCGUGUUCAUCAAAAAUUCAGUAUUGUGUAUGCGUAGAACAUCUCUUUCGUAUAAUGAUAAAUAAACCUGUAUUUACCUAUAUUUGUACAUUAUGUGCAUUACAUAAAAUGUCGACUGCAUAAAAUCGAGGUAAAUAUACUGCACAUAUGAAAAUAUUAAUAUAUUUACCUCUCUCUACAUUAUACUCACUGAAAACUAUAGAUUCAUCGCUAUUACCUAUGACGUAAGAAUAGAAAUGUUAGAAAAACUCUAAACAGGGUAAAACAUUAAUAUGCUUUUGAUGCUCGCAGCAUCGGGUUCAUUAUAUAUUUUACAUAAGUAUGUAUACUUAUUAACUAAAAAUAGAAUAUAGUACACCUCUGAACAGGGUAAAAGCGAAAACAAUACUCGGCAAGCUUAUAAUGUUUGUUAUAGUUUACAUAAUUACAGGUACUUCCUUUAAUUAGGCACUAGUUUUAUUUUACAAGUGUAUCUAAUUAUCACAACUUUCCUUUCAAUUUUAGUGAAACAUUUUUAUAUUAUGCUAACAGCAGCAUCGUCCAAGAUCUGUAAAUAUAUUUUUAGGCAUACGUUGGUCACAUCAAAUGCGUUUAUUACGCCAUCAUAUUGCAAUUAUUUUUCCAUGCAAACAAGAUUAAUGAGAUUUUAGUAUCGAUUUCCAUACACAUAUAUCCUGUGCUAAAUAAUAAAACAAGUAUCUAUACGAUUAAUUAAAUAUACAUAGUGAGAGAAAAUGUAUUAAAUGCUUCUGAAAUGGUAGUAGUAAUUUAACGAUCUUGCAUAUACGAAUACUAAAUUCUGCAUUCUAACAUGAAAAGAGCAUAUUUCUUUUUACAUAGACUACCGAAGUACUUCCGAACUAAAUACUGAGUUCUCGAAUUGAUUUUGUACAAUUGCGCGUAAUAAAUGAAUAACUCGAAUGUAUUAAAAAUUGAACUUUUAUUCUUUUUUUCAGUCUCUGCAUUGUUGUACAUCGUGGAUUAACUUAUCACAAUACAAUCUUUUUACACAUAGAACGCAAUUAUAAUAAAAUUGAUUAAUAAUUUAUCGUAGAUCUACAUACAUAUAUAUGUACACACAUAAUUAUUGAACUUAUACAUGAGAAUUGUGAACACUGUCGUGUAAAAAAUAUUAAUAAUUCAUACAUAAAGAUUUGAAUUCGAUACUAUUAGGAGAUGUAUUACAUGACUCGACAAAGUACUCGACUAAAUAUCAUUAUAUCUUUAUUAAUCUAACUGCAUACUUAAAUAUUUUACGCAGUAUGAGCGGCAAGCGAGUGAACUUGUUUUAAAACCGUGUGAAAGCAUUGUCUAAACAUAUUCUGCCUUUCAUAUUGACAUUUUACAAAGAAAUAUAACAUAACAUAAUACAAUGUGUAUAAUUUGAUAGAUAUAUAAUAAGUUUGUAUAUUAUUUCAAAAUUCCUGCGCAUACAAACUGCAUAACCAGGUCUAACUUCUUUUAACAAAUUUGAUAGAAGUUCCUUACACAGUACACAUACAGUAUUUAUUACAUAAAUAUUUUGUAUAUAAUAAGGAUGACGAAAAAAAGAUACAGCUGUGUUCUUAGGCCUAGAGGAUGAAGUUGUAAAUAAAUAACAUUUUACUAUAAAGUUUGCAGAAGAGGAUUAGAAUUACGUUUUAAACCGCUGACAUGUACAUUCAACAAAAACAUGUACAAUAUAAUGCAAUAAAGGAAACAGUUUUAAAGCU
Vollenhovia emeryi is the source of this 10146-nucleotide messenger RNA. RefSeq lists its product as uncharacterized. NCBI's taxonomy places the organism in Eukaryota, Metazoa, Arthropoda, Insecta, Hymenoptera, Formicidae. The record is from RefSeq and is a predicted model, not a curated record. Bases 730 to 5565 code for a protein of 1611 amino acids. The transcript has 9 exons.